This is a messenger RNA of Humulus lupulus (European hop), 453 nucleotides long. RefSeq names its product protein FAR1-RELATED SEQUENCE 5-like. The transcript has a single exon. NCBI's taxonomy places the organism in Eukaryota, Viridiplantae, Streptophyta, Magnoliopsida, Rosales, Cannabaceae. The record is from RefSeq and is a predicted model, not a curated record. The coding region runs from base 1 to 453 and encodes 150 amino acids.
AUGAAUAUAGAUAAAGAUGAUAUGGAAGGACGGUCCAAUAAUCAAAGUAAUAAAGAUGAAGAAGUUGCAAUUGAUGGUGCAGUAAAAAUAAAACAAAUUCAUUUCAACAUUCAUAAUGAAGAGAUAUCAAAGAUUAGAAUGGAAUUUGAAAUUGAAGAACAAGCUUACAACUUUUAUAAUGUUUAUGCUUAUAAAGUUGGCUUUAGCAUACAAAUAAGCAAGGGGCAUAAGGAUAAUAAAGAUGGAAAAAUAAAAGAUAGAACUAUUUUUUGCUCAUGUGAAAGUUUUCACAAAAAAGAUAAACAAUAUGAUAAUGUGAAAUGUCAUUGUGCUGAAACAAGAUUUGGUUGUUUGGCGAGGAUGAAUAUAAAACUUCAUCAAUUUGGAAACUAUCAAGUUGUUGAAUUCUAUGCAGAGCAUACACAAAUGACUUCAAGCAAGCCACUUACAUAG